Molecule: messenger RNA, 699 nt
Organism: Carica papaya (papaya)
Lineage: Eukaryota; Viridiplantae; Streptophyta; Magnoliopsida; Brassicales; Caricaceae
Biological process (GO): plant organ development
Molecular function (GO): DNA-binding transcription factor activity; DNA binding
Source: RefSeq, a predicted model, not a curated record
AUGUCUCCUUCAGGUUCUUCAAGGUGGUGUCCGACUCCAGAGCAGGUGAUGAUAUUGGAGGAGAUGUACAGGAGUGGGAUCAGGACUCCUAAUGCUUCUCAAAUCCAACAAAUAACUUCUCAUCUCUCCAGCUACGGAAAGAUUGAAGGGAAGAAUGUGUUUUACUGGUUUCAGAACCAUAAGGCUCGGGACAGACAGAAGAUGAGAAGGAAGCUUGCUAAACAGCUUCUUCUUCAACAACAACUGCUCCAUCAUCAAUAUAUUCUGCAGCAAAAUCAAGCCAAGCAUGGCUGUCACCUCGGUAAUAAUUACUUAUUUGGUGUCCUUCAGUCUCCAGCGUCUGCUUCUGGGUCAACUUCUGCUUUUCAGAACCAACUUUCUUGCUGUAAUGUUAACUUAUCUUCAGCUGCUGCGCCUUAUAACUUUCUUCCUCACCAGGGUUCUGGAGCUGAUCGUGAAGAUAAUCAUAAACAGAUGAUGAGUCACAUGUGGAUGGUAGACAAGAUUCCAGACAAGUCAGCAGUUGAUCAGAUGAUGGAAAAGACAUCAAUGAUGAGAAUGAAUGGCUGUGAUUGGACGAUGAUGGAUCAUGUGGAUCCAGCACUUGCACCACCACCAGGACUUUCCUCCGCCGCCUCCUCCUCCACCAGACCACCUCUCGAAACCCUUCAACUCUUCCCAGUCAACCCUUCCAACUAA